CGUCGCCGAGCUCCAUUCUGGUGUCCCCGCACAGUAAAAAUCUUCAUGCCGGACGAUCGGGAUCAUCAUCAUCCGGGCUGAAUAGAACUACUUCAUCAGGACUGCAACAACAUGGCCAUCAGCAGCACACGAACAGUAACUCGCUUUACUAUGACCAAGACGUGAACACCCGGAAUUUGAACAGCGGGAGUGGCGGAGGUGUCGUUCCUGGGAAAACAAAUGAAAAUUUAAAAUUGAAAAAUAAACCACAACGCACGACUUACUCCCCAGCCCCACGUGGAACCUCCGGGGGGCAGCAACAGCAGCAACUACACGGGAGAUUGAAUGCCGUGUCUACGUCGAGAAACAAGAUCAUUAAUUCCUCCGUGUUGUCAACAACUUCCACAGGGUCAACUAUUUCAGUCAACCCCGGAGGUGCAGCUGCUCCGGGGGAACAAACAUCUAGUAAUAAGAAGCACAAAAGAACCGCGGUGAACCCAUCUGUGCUCAUGUCGUCGAUUGGCACGGUGAACGAGGAGGAGGAUCUGGACGAUGUGGAUCCGAUCUUGAAACAGAUGAAUGUGCUGUCGGUGAGAGAAGAAGAAGAAGAAGAAGAAGAAGAAAACUACAUCAAGCUGCAGGGGAAUCAGCAUCCAGGAACUUCUGCAACUAUGGGCAAAAACGAAUCUAUUUUCGACCACGACCACCCGGAGAUGGAGAACAAAGAUGAAGUGCUAGACGAGCCCCCUCCGCCUACCUCCGCAGGGGCAGUUUUCAACACAUUGCUAAAUUCCACCAUCUAAGGAUUGCAAAACAAAAGCAUCGUACUAGUACGAAUUCAACCAGGAUGAGAAAUGGAGUUUGUAAUGCGGAUUUACCAUAAGAAAGGAGUUUGUAAUGCUGAUGCAUACCUGCAAUCACUACGAAGAUUGCGAUACUUUUGCACAGGAUACCAACACAAAUUCCAGCAACACGACCACUACACACGAGUCUUCCUUUGGGAACGUCAGCUCGGACAGGUCAUCUGCAGGUGUUGCUGGUAGUCGUGGUGUUUCAGCAGCACAAAUGAUUCCGACUUCAUCUUCAACAUGGUCCAAAACAUCACUUUCUGAUGUUGGUGCCACGAACAACAUAAUGCAGUCGCAUCAACCCGGCGGUGGUUGUACUACAUCCUCAACUUCUAUGACAAAAGCCGCGAACCAAGAGUACGACAAAAUUACGGAACAAUACGUUGCUUUGCGGCUCGAACCCUACCAGAAAAUUCUCCAUAUCAAUUGCAAAUAUGUCUGGGUCGGGCAGAAGGCCAGGUUUGUCAUGCUCGGCCAGCAUGAGUCUCAAGUCUGUCAUGUACGUUAUCCAAGCGCCCCGAGUGGUUACUGUCAUGCAGAAACGCAGUUUGCCAUGCAGAAUGGGCAACGCCUAGCGACUCAAAAACUUGUCGUGCUUCGCUGCGAUUGGAGGCGUCCUCAUGACUGUCGAGCCCGCAUCACAAGUUCUUUCCAAACUCCGACAUACCUGCAGGUGAUAAUCCAAGUUUUGAAGCAAAAAGAGAAAACGUUGUACGAUCAGGUGCAAUAUCAAAUGUAA
Messenger RNA from Amoebophrya sp. A120, 1566 nucleotides. The record is from the annotation of a GenBank genome assembly. NCBI's taxonomy places the organism in Eukaryota, Dinophyceae, Syndiniales, Amoebophryaceae.